This is a messenger RNA of Symbiodinium natans, 1251 nucleotides long. The record is from the annotation of a GenBank genome assembly. NCBI's taxonomy places the organism in Eukaryota, Dinophyceae, Suessiales, Symbiodiniaceae.
AUGAUACCGUACAUUGGGGUCGCGAACUUUGCCGUGCAGUACUGCUAUCCUGGCUACGAGACGGUGCGCCUGCUGAUACAGGACAAGCCGUCCAGCAACCUACUGACGCAGUGGACGUUCUACUGGCUGAUAUGCGCCAGUUUCCUGCAGCUUGAGAGCACGCUGCUGGCGCUCGUCGUUGAGUAUCUCCCGCUGUACCUUGAGUUUAAGACCUUGUGCUUACUAUGGCUCGUGCACCCCAACUACAAGGGUGCUCUGUGGUUGUGGCACGGCAAGUUGAAGGAGCCCUAUGCCUCUGUCGAACACAGAAUCCGUCAAUUGCAGCAGCCAAGUGGCAAUGACCUCGUUUGGAUGGAGAGCCAUGAUUGCCAGAAGAGCUGCCGCGCAAGCCGCGCAAGGCACGAGCUGCCCAGUGAUGGGAAGAGCUUGCUGUGGCUGGAGGCUGCAGUCUGCCGGGAAGGCGCCUCUUGCCAAGCCUCCGUCGCCGCGGCGCAGCUCUGCGCCUCCACCACCCGGGAGUUCCUGGAGCGCCUUCUGGCCGCAAAGCGCUGGCGGGCACUCCUCGAGGACGGCACGGGGGCCCGGCUUGUUGCGGCAAUGGGCAUGCCGAUGCAAGAGCUGAUGGGCGUCCUGGACUGUGUCCAGCCACCUCCGGGAGCAGAGAUGCCCGUGGCCCUUGCCCAGCUGCUGCGAAGGACGUCGCCCCAAAAUCCCGAAAACCCUGAGAACCCUGCCAGCCCCUUUGAGUCGAUGCACGCUGUGGUGGAUGCAGGGGCACCUGCGUUGGCAGUGCAACUGCAAAGUGUGCCCCCGGCUGUGGCAGAAGGCCUCGGUGGAGUUCUCCGCCUGCAGGACUUGGUAAGGGCUGCAAAGCAAGCCGCAGUGCCUUCCGCGGUCACAUCAGGCCUUCAGAUGCUUAUCGGCGCCUCUGCUGACGACCGUGAGGAUUGGCGGGAUGCCUUCAAGGCCACUGUCACCGGCCUAAGGCAGCUGCGCCAGGACAUGGCCGCACUGGCGGAGGCAGACACAGGCGUGCUGCUCGUGGUGCAUUGGCCAGGCCCGGGCGAGCGUGCUGCCCAACGGCUCGUGGACCGCCUGAGUCCGAUUUGUGCAGUGCUCAUUGGCUUCCCGGACAAUAUCGUGCCCCCGUGGCUCUCUGGUAUUCCAACCGUUUCGCUGCCGGCCAUGGAGGAACGAUCUCCUGGGCUUGGCGAGUUGCGCAAACUGGCUGAAGCCAUGCUGCGCGCGUAG